Zeugodacus cucurbitae (melon fly) is the source of this 1481-nucleotide messenger RNA. Its product is annotated as trypsin zeta-like. The record is from RefSeq and is a predicted model, not a curated record. Gene Ontology annotation, molecular function: serine-type endopeptidase activity. Lineage: Eukaryota; Metazoa; Arthropoda; Insecta; Diptera; Tephritidae. Gene Ontology annotation, biological process: proteolysis. The transcript has 2 exons. The coding region runs from base 55 to 897 and encodes 280 amino acids.
AGUACGGCAGUGUAGACGCGUGAGUUGUGAAGUUGAUACCUGGUAAACUGUAAAAUGAAUAACUGCGUCAAUAACAUUUUGUGUGUCUUUUUGGCAACUUUUUUGGUGGUUAGGAUCAGCGCAGUUAUCACUCAUCCUAACAAUAAUCAAGUCAUAGAUUCGCGCAUUGUUGGCGGCAAAGUGGUUAAUAUCAUACAGUAUCCUCAUCAGAUCAGUUUACGUACUAGAGAUAUCACUGAACCGCAGCAAUCAUACGCUCAUUCAUGCGGUGGCAGCAUAUAUUCGCAACGGAUUGUCAUAACGGCAUCACAUUGCAUUGAACGCAGUAAGAGGAACGAACUAAUGGUUGUUGUUGGCACAAAUCUACGUAGCGGUAUUGAUGGCGUAAUAGUUCCGGUACAAGAGAUACUUAUGCAUGAGGAAUACGGUCCAGAACGAACGACUAACGACAUUGCUUUGCUGGUACUUGCCGCUGAGUUGCCGAUCAAUAAUAUAACAAUCAAACCAAUUGAAUUGACUGAUAUGCAGCCGCAGCCUGGGGAGAUCGCUACAAUAACGGGUUGGGGUGUAAACGCUGAAGGAGAUAGUCCCGACUUUCUGCACGAAGUUCAGGUGCCAAUCAUAAGCCAUGAAAUCUGCAAGCAGAGCUACCCUAAUAGGAUCACUGAUGAUAUGUUGUGUGCGGGUUUAUUGGGUGUUGGCGGUAAGGAUGCCUGUAAAAAGGAUUCCGGUGGACCGCUGUUGAUUAAUGGUAAAUUAGCGGGUGUGGUCUCAUGGGGAAGCGGUUGUGGACUACCGAACUUUCCAGGCGUGUACGCAAAUGUUUGGUAUUUAUUACCAUGGCUGCGUGAGACUAUCGCCAAGGUGGAAGCAGCAAUUUUGAGGGGAGACUAUUAAAAACAGUUUUAUAUAAUAUGAAAAUGCUAAAAAAUUAUGUUGAUAUACAAAAUACGGAUAUUGUACCAUAGAGGUACAAAAGUACCGUUUCGAUUAUAUUUUAAAUGCUGAUGAACUGAUUAUGCGAAAUCUUGGUACACAUCAUUUGAUCACGUUAGUAUUCGAACGAUUAGAGUAAACACAAAGUAAUUAUAUAAUGGGCUAAGCACUUUAUCAGCGUGGCUAAUAAAUCAUAUACGUUUAAUUAACCUUUAAGAAGCAUAAUCGCAAAACCUUGCAAUAGACCAUAUCAACAAAACGUACACCGUCAUGUAUCGAUUAUAACCGAUAAGGCCUCCAUUAUAGUACAUUCUUUGGAAAUCCAACACCUUAUCAAUAUUUUACAUCAGACGUGUUUUGGUCUUAUUACAAGCGCAUAGAAAUUAGUCUUUGGCCAACCGACUGGCCAACAAGUCAACUCUCUUGUCUUAAGUUCACAUCUAACUUAAAAACAUUUCCGCAAUGAAAAUCUGCAUAAUUUCUGUCAGCAUAUUGGCUUUAGCCUUUAUGAAUACAACCUGGGCACGUACACUCGCCGAAGUGGA